GUCAACGAGCGGAAGAGAUGAACGAAGAGGGACAAUUCAAGAACUGAGCAGCAAAACUUAAAAGCCAGAAACAAUUUUGCUAUUUAAUUAUUUAAUUAAUUUAUACCAAGGCGGUUUACACUGUCUGGUAGGUUUAAAAUUGUUUCAUUAAAUACCGGCAGGCUACAGAAACCAGCACAGGCCGAGUUGACCGUAGUUAACGGUAAAUAGCAUUGGAACCGAGCUAGCGCGUUAGCCUAGUGGUUUGUCAGUAUGUUUCUCUGUUGAUCAGUUUAAUAUCGUCUGAAGCUUUAAUUAAACCGAGAGUCAUGGUGAAAGAGCGGGUUCAGAAGAAGUCCUUCCAGCAGAGUCUGGAGGACAUAAAGGAGAAGAUGAAGGAGAAGAGGAACAAACGGCUGGCCAGCGCCUCAGCUCCGAGCAGAGGACGGUCCAGGAGGAUCAACAACAGCAGUGUGGCUAACUCGACCCACAUCACCCUGAAAGGAGUCCAGCUGAACAACAAAGCUUUGGCUGUAGCCUUGCAGGCUGAAAAGGAGAAAGUGAGGCAGGCGAAUGUGGUGAUCCUGCAGCUGAAAAGGGAACAACAAGCCCUGUUCCUUCACCUGCUGCUGCUUAAGAGGAAGCUCAAAGAUAGGGAGGCUCAAGCAGAGAGCUCUGCAGAGACAAAAAAUCCAAACAUCCUGGACAAACCCCAACAAAACAAGGAUUUGGAAAGGAGACAGCAUACCAGCCCGAAGCUUGACGAGCCUGUUGUCUGUUGCGUCUCACCGAUUACUAUAGAACCUCGGCCUUCUGAAAAGAACAUGCAGUCUGAAUGUGACAGGCCGGUGACGUUGCCGUCUACAGUGGGUGUGAGGCGGCGCCAUGUGGAUAGACAAAGCAGGAGAAGGUCUGAGCGUGUGAGAGAGAGGAGGUCGAUGAGUGAGAGUGAUGCUAUCUCUGGCUUGGAUGCUUUAAUAGCAAGUCCUAUUCGCUGUGACGAUGACAAGCCCAUCCCGCCACAGCAAGCAGCACAACCAGACUGCAUAGAGCCUGCUGAGACUGAAGAGUUUCAGCAUUCGACUCCAGAACCUGAGCCAAAAAAGAGCAACCAGCAGAGACCUGGGAGGAAGCAGGCCCAGCAGCAGCAACAGACCCGCAUCAUACCAGAAACUGCUCCACGGAAACCAGAGAGAGGACGCAAACCAGACCGCGCUCCGUUAAAGAAACCCUGGGAGAAUCCCAAACCUCGAGCUCGCUCUAAGAGCAGGGACCGGUCUGCAACCCGGGCUAAGACGGCCCCUCCCUCUCAGGGUAGCAAGCUCAACACCUCACUGGGAUUUAACGACACAUUUGAUUUUGACUGUGAAGAGACAGUUCAUGUCACACCGUUCAGGGCGAAGGCAGAGGAGAAUCCGCCGGCUACACCCAUCAGUGAAGAGUCCUCACACCAAGGACAAGCUCCAACUGAAGCUUCGGCUUCCAAACAGAGUGAGUCCAGCUCAUCAUCACCGUCCUCUGAAUCAGAGGACAGUCUUUAUGUCCCACAGAAAUCCAGACGGAGACAGAUGUCACCUGAAAAGACCAAAGUGGUCACUACUCGUAGAGGCCGGCCCUCUAAGGUCUUCAGACAGAUAGAAAACAUCCCUCUGAAACAGGAGGUCUCUGUGUUUAGAGAUGAGGAAAUGAGCCCUAAGACUGGAAAGCCUCAGAAGGAAGACGCUAACCUCCAGCCUUCUCCUGACUCCAGUUUCUCAAACAGUCCUGACCCUGAAAGGUUGGGACAGGAAAAUCCUCCAGAGUCUCUUGGAGGGGUUGCUGGGGAGGAUUGUUUGCUUCCUGUCAGCCCUCUGGUGGAGGCUGAGAUGAUGAGAAUCGACAAUGUCCUGUCAAAUUUUGGAGAUUCCUCCUGUGAAGCUCCUCCUCCUCACCAAACACCCCAGAGGAUCAGGCCAGGCAAGAAACGUGGGCUUGGUGUGAGGACUGGAGGGCGGGGCUUGAGUCUAUGUGAUGUGACCAAUCUGUCCCCUGCAGCCUAUCGUAAAUUCUCCUGCGGUGGUUCCCGCCCCUCAGAUGCACGGUGCUCUACCCCCGUUGUUGCUCGUAAGCGGCGCUGCACCAUGGUGGUGGACUACAAAGAACCCUCGCUGAACGCCAAACUUCGGCGUGGAGACAAACACACAGACCUGCAGUUCCUCAGCUCUCCCAUUUUCAAGCAGAAGUCCAGUAGGAAGUCUAUGCAGAAAUCACGGAAAUCUGUGAGCAGCAAGCAGCCAUUUCAGAAAUAUAAUGAGUCGUUUGUAGGCUGUCGCUGAAAGCAGAGAUCUCUUCCUCUCUGAACGGGUCAUUGUCAGUUUGAGUCUAAUUCAUGUGCUGGAACAGUAUUUUUUUUUUUUUCUUAAACACGAUGUUUUUCUUCAUGAUGAGCAGCUGUGAGGAGUUUCAGACUUAAAAAAAUGGUUUUAGGACUUUAUUUCUAUGUUUUUUGCAGGGCAUUAGAAUUAAAUCUACCAUUUAUUUCCAUUUUUAAAUGUAGUAAUAGCCGUUCACUGGAAGCCAUAUUUUGUGUCUGUCUUUUUCUUUUAAUUCUGUUUUUAUUAUGAGAUCCUAAAUAUGCUUAUAUGAAUUAUCAUCUAGUAAUUUCCCAUUAUUCAUCUUCUUGUAUCCUGUCUGCUGCUGUGUGAUUUGACAAUAAAUAUAAUUUCUUCAUUUA
Messenger RNA from Cheilinus undulatus (humphead wrasse), 2692 nucleotides. It is a transcript of the gene sgo1, whose product is annotated as shugoshin 1. NCBI's taxonomy places the organism in Eukaryota, Metazoa, Chordata, Actinopteri, Labriformes, Labridae. Bases 309 to 2294 code for a protein of 661 amino acids. The record is from RefSeq and is a predicted model, not a curated record. Gene Ontology annotation, cellular component: chromosome, centromeric region; nucleus. The transcript is spliced from 9 exons. Gene Ontology annotation, biological process: meiotic chromosome segregation.